AUGCCGGAACCUCUUUUGCAGACACAAGAAUCACUGGGUGGUUUCGAUCAACAUGGAGUACGCUCGACAGAGGGCGCUGGUGCCUGUAUAGCUUGCCAAGCCUCCUCGGCAAGAUGCGUGGUCAUCGACGAACCGCCUUGCCGUAGGUGUACCCGACAGGGUCUCGAAUGCGUGUUUAACGAGUCAGCAACCUUGAAACCUCGUACGCGUACGCGCCAGAGGAAUCCCUUAAAAUGCAGGACAUGUGUUCUCCAACACUCCAAAUGUGAACUGGUCGAUGGACGACGACCCUGUAAGAUAUGCCUGGCGGGUGGCCGGGAAUGUGUGCCCCAAGGGCCUUGGGAGCCAAAGACCGCAGAAGCAUCAGUGCCCCAAGAGUCCGUGGAUGCUACAGAUACGACAGGAAAUGUCUCCCAAAAGACCAAUGGCCCUUCAGCUACAGCUACAGCUACACCUGCACCUUGUCUAAGCUGCCGAGCCCAAAAGGCCCAGUGUAAGAUCAUCGACCAGCCACCUUGCACAGAAUGCCGUCGGCAAAACCAUGAAUGCAGGUUUGAGGAGAAGCAGCCCCGUCAAGAAAGGGUCGCGCACACGAGAAACCUUAUGGGAUGCAUGCCAUGUAAAAUCGCACACAGUCGAUGUGAGAUGAUCGAUGGACGACCUCCUUGCACGAGAUGUCGCCGUAUCGGCCGAAGUUGUGUGCCCAAAACACAUGACGAGUCUGCAAAGACAUCCCGGCCUAAAAGGGCUGUGAACAAUCCUUCUAAACGAAAAGAUAUACCCCCAAGGACUACGGACGCAACGGCUACGGCUACAGCUACACCCGCAGCCCGUACGAGCUGCCAAGCCCCAAAGGCCCAGUGUGAGAUUGUCGACCAGCCACCUUACACAAAACGUCGUCGGGGAAAUCAUGAAUCUAUGUUUGAGAAGGAAGUCGACGUGCCAAAGAAGGGUGUGUCAUGCCUUCGGUGUUCCCCUUCUGAACGAUGCAUCAUGGGCAAUGGACCACCGUGCAACAGAUGCCAUGCAAAAAGACAAACAUGUGUGCUGCGAGACUUGGAAGGCGAUAACUUGGAAGGCGAUAUUCCGGCACAAAGCUCUCUGCCUGAAAGUACGACGGCGGACACAGCUGAGAUUUGUGUCGCAUGUCAAACUCGGCAAGCACGGUGUGAGGUCAUCAGUAAGCCACCUUGCACAGAGUGUCGCAAAAAGCACCGCAAAUGCUCCUUGCUUUCUCUGCCUUUGCCGUCACUGGAUCCAUUUCUUCUCAUCUCGGAGAUUUCCGACCUUACUUCUCUCCCCUCCAGCUCGAGGCUCUCUCGCCGGCAUAGCCGAAGGGACUCUAGCGACACUGAUACCAGCGACAUCGACUCGAGCCGGAGUAACUCUUUGUCCGUCAAAUGGGAAAUGUCGCAAAGCCCGAUGCUUUUGGAUCGACUUCAAGCUUUUGGACAUCAUGAGAACAUUGCUCCUAGCGGCCAUGCCAUAGACGGAGUGUCUGUUGCCACACAACCAACACUCGUUCCGCGCACGGAACUGGCAACCAUGCAGCCAAGUGCUUCGGAACCCGAGUCAUCUCAACAUGAUGAGAAUCGUGCUGCUAUCGACCACGGCGUAAGCGGACUGUCUGAUACAACGCGGCCAACACAAUUACCGUCCCCGGAGCCGGUAACCACGCAACCAACUGCUUUGGCACCCGACAUAUCUGAGACAAAUGAAAAUAUUGAUUCAAUCCUUAAUGCAGCGAGUGCAACACAACGAACACAAUAUUCGCGCAUGAAAUCACCGACUAUUCCAUCAGCCGCUUCAGGAUUUGAGCCAUUCCUAUCCACGAACCUCGGCUUGCAUGCCUCUGAAUUUGGCCAGACGAUAGUAUCCAGACUUUCUCGACCCAGUGAAGAAGUUCUCGAUCUCUGGUGGGAUAAUUGCAACUUCGUUCGGGAUGGUUGGUUGACCGCACAAGAAGCAGUAACUUAUCUGGAUUUGUUCUCUGAGUAUCUAGCUCCUUUCUCAUACAUAAUAUCCCAGGACUUACUCUCGCACAAAAACCACGACCAGCUACUAAAAGAAGAUCCGAUGUUGUGCUGCGCUCUCCUGGUGAUAUCGUCUCGAUUCUUUGUGCUUCCAGGUCCCGGAGGCUUAUCUCGAAGUCACUCUAUUCACGAUCACUUAUGGAAGCAUUACGAAGUAUUUAUCCAGCGUGCUUGGCGCGGUGAGGAUAAUUACUUUGCUGCAAAAUCCCGAGUUUUGGGAGCGAUCGAGAGUCUGAUGUUGAUAUCCGACUGGCAUCCCCGCUCGUUUCAAUUUCCGCAUAAUAAUGUGGAUUGGGGCAGAAUGACAAUGCAAGAAUGUGAUCGCCGUAAAGUCAAACAGAGAAAUCGUGAUCCUACAUCGAUACGGUGGCAAGAGGAUGUCUUUGACCCAAUGGCGCAGUCGACACGAAAGUCCUGGAGGCUGCUAGGCGUUGCUCUCAAUCUUGCUAAUGAGGCCCACAUCUUCUCCGAUGAGCCCCUUGUAUGUCUUGGCUUUGAUACUCGACAUGCUACCCGGUUUCACCGCACAAGAAAACUUCUUUAUAUUUACGUCGCCCAGGUGGCUAGUCGGCUAGGUUGUUCAAAUCUCCUCCCAGAAAACUUGAAUUUCAAUUCAACCUCUAGGCCACAGGACGACGAACCAAUGUGGCGAUGGCGGGACACUUGGAUAACCCUAUGGUUGGACUUGACGAAACUAGUGAAUUCGGCAUUUGUCUGUUUCUCUCCAUCAGGACCUGCUUUGAAACAGAUAUUCGCAGGUGACUACGACUUGCUCCAUCUUGACUGGUUCCCCUCUCUCGCUCAUUGGAACGUGGAAUUCAAGUCUCAGAUUCCAGGAAUGCCCAUUGACCUAGGCUACUUGCUUUCCAUUGAAUUCCACCAUCUCGAGGCAUGCAUAAGUGCUUUGGCCAUUCAAGCAGUUGUUGAACGAGCGACAACCCACAGCAACGGCCAAUCCGAAACACCCGACACACAUGGUCAAAGACCUUCUAUGCUUCCAGAUGACAGAGAACUCAUCGAUAUGACGGUUUCCGCCUGCUGUGAGGUCCUCAAUCUUGCCACUAUUAUGCAAGUAGGAGGAAGAUUGAGAUACACACCCCUUCGAACCCGUCUUAGCAUCAUUUCAGCAUCCAUUGUCCUCUUGAAGGCGAUCAGUCUUGGGGGCCACUUGCAUGAAGUCAAAGUCUCGCUGGGAACCUUGGAUCAGUGCAUUGCUGGGUUGCGAUCGUGCGGCGUUGAUGACUUGGAUUACUUGCCUCGGUAUGCCGAGCUCGUUGACAAACACCUGCCACGAUUCCGAGAACAGUUUACUUUGCUGCAAGGUCAGCCUGGUCAGGACCUUGUCGGCAAAGAGCCUUCUCGAGAUGAUUGGGUUGUGCGGCCUUUUGACCCCAGGAUUGGACCGUGCUCGUCGGAUAGAAAGGCAAUCCCGUUAGGAAUUAGCUCAACUUCUCUGGACUUUUUGCUGGAACUGCUGGAUUCGAGUGGGUAA
This is a messenger RNA of Penicillium brasilianum, 3525 nucleotides long. NCBI's taxonomy places the organism in Eukaryota, Fungi, Ascomycota, Eurotiomycetes, Eurotiales, Aspergillaceae. The record is from the annotation of a GenBank genome assembly.